Amblyraja radiata (thorny skate) is the source of this 1246-nucleotide messenger RNA. Its product is annotated as hepatic lectin-like. The transcript is spliced from 7 exons. Lineage: Eukaryota; Metazoa; Chordata; Chondrichthyes; Rajiformes; Rajidae. The record is from RefSeq and is a predicted model, not a curated record. The coding region runs from base 67 to 816 and encodes 249 amino acids.
AGAAACGACAGCUGCACUGACUCAUUCUUAUCAGUUCCUCAAAGACCAGAUCGUCCUGCUGAGAACAUGGAGUUAAUGGUCGACUAUGAAAAUAUCACUUUUCAGGUGGAAGAGGACAAUGUAGAUGGAUAUCAGCCGGAACAUCUGAAGCCAGGACUUCGACUCCAACGACGAGAUCCUGCUCGAAGAAAUGUCUCACCGCUGAUCAUCUACGUUCUUCUGGGCCUCUGCAUCAUGCUGUCCUCUCUGGCACUUGUUAUGGCGCUAAUACUGAUGACACAGACGAGGGAAAUUAAGAGGUCAGAUGCUGAUUUUCAGAUGGAAAUUUACCAAUGGAAGAGCAAUGUUACAGGAACCUUUGAGAAUGCAGCCAGCUCACUCUCCGAUCUUCAAGCUGAGAUUUCACUGCUGAGGGCGAGUGCGUCCAUUUUCCACGCUUUCGACCAAUGGAGAUUCUUCAAUCAACGACUUUAUUACUUCUCAUCAAAUGACUGGACAUGGGAUGAAGCUCAAAAAUACUGUGUCGCGAGAAACUCUGAAUUCGCGAUCAUUAACAGUAACGAGGAACAGGGUUAUAUCCGGAGUAACACAAAUGUGGACACUUGGAUAGGACUCCAUGACUCUGCUGUCGAAGUAAACUGGCGCUGGGUAGACGGCACGGAUUACGACACAAAUGUCAAGUUUUGGGCGGAUGGUGAACCCAAUGGUCACAAGGAAUUCGACGAAGACUGCGCAGUGGUCUCUAAAGAUGGAUCGUGGCACGAUUGGCCAUGUAAUUCCAAGCACCCCGUCAUCUGUGAAAAACUAGCGCAGUGAUCUUUCCAUUGGUGUUAUAGAGGGGACAAAGCAGACAGUGCGUCCGGCUGUAAAUGUCCCCCCGCACAUGUGGAUAAGGUGUGCGACCAUUACCUGAGAUUGGCCACUUGACUGAGUCGGCCGCGCUCUCCCUCCCUUCCUUUCCCCGCUGCACCCACUUUAAAGUCCACUGCUGAGAUUCCGUUUUGCUUCAUUACCAUAACACGGCAUUGAAAAUCCCGCAUGCAGAAAUAGGUAGGAAGGAACUGCAGAUGUCGGUUUACACCGAAGAUAGACACAGAAUGCUGGAGUAAUUCAGCGGGACAGGCAGCAUCUCUGGAUAGAAGGAAUAGGUGACGUUUCGGGUCGAGACCCUAUUUCAGACUGAGAGUCAGGGGAGAGGGAGACACUGAGAUAAGGAGGAGCACGGUGUGAACGAGAGAUCAAAUGG